Messenger RNA from Paraphaeosphaeria sporulosa, 1729 nucleotides. RefSeq lists its product as uncharacterized. The transcript has 2 exons. Bases 246 to 1475 code for a protein of 409 amino acids. The record is from RefSeq and is a predicted model, not a curated record. Gene Ontology annotation, cellular component: cytoplasm. Lineage: Eukaryota; Fungi; Ascomycota; Dothideomycetes; Pleosporales; Didymosphaeriaceae.
GGUAGGGCAGCUCGCUGCCACUAAUGCGGACAGGAUGGAGGUGUUACGUAUGUCGUUCCUGCCAAGUGACUCGCGGCUGCUGCUCCCAGCCGCAAGCACCAUUACAAAAGCGUCCGCUGUCACCUGCCUGGAUCCCAUCUUCAUUGUCUGAUUGUCACGCGCUGCGCCACGAAGCAGCCGAUUGUAAUAGCUAUCAACACUUUCCCUACUCCAGGCUCGACUCGAUCGAUUGUUCCACAAUCACCAUGGGCAGUGACAAAGGUUUCGUCGAGGCACACCACUCGCUCAUCGACCCUCUCAUUGAACCAGAUCCAAGUGACGAUACUGGCCUGAAUAACCAUUUUACCUCGACUUUUGCUCCUCGCCCGGGCCUCCACACCCCGCCGGACUCCGCCGGCUCUCAAGAAUUCCCAUCCGCGACCAUCCGCAACCACAACACUGGGAGCAGCGUCAACUCUAACCCCUUCGUCCGUUCGCAGAACACUGGAAAUUCCGUUGAGACCAAUCCCUACCGGCGCUCCCGAGCCUCUUCUGCGUCCCAGGGCCCAGCACCUCAUCAUGGAGAGACCACGCCUCGGAGGUCCUCCAAGUACGAAUACCCUUCGCCUCCAAACUCGGCCAGCCCUCGCCGUGAACACUUCAGCAGGGACCACCGCAGGGAAGCUUUUGGGUCCAUCAGCGAAGGACGUCCCAGGCGAUCUAGCCAGCCAACCGGCGUUAAUCCGAUGAAGGGCGGCGGUCUCACACGUGGUGGCUCUCUGCGUGAGCGGUACCCUGGCGAUCCAAGCACCAGGCCCUUGGAUACCAUCCGCAAGGAAACCAAGAACGCGCACCGCGCUCCUCACCUCAGGAAGAAGAACUUCACCGGCGCUGACAUCAUCGAUCGUCUCGAUAAGACGACGAUUGGAGGUGCCGCCUACCACCACGAAGGUCCAUACGAUGCGACCAACCUCUCGCGCAACCUAGACUUUAAGCACAGCCCUGUUGCAGCUGUGGCAGAGUCGAACGAGGAAGCGCUGAGGGCUACACCCAAAGAGAACAUUGUCGACUCGGUGCAAAAGCACCGCCCAUUGGAGGGCGUUGCCAUUGUCCCUCCAGGCGUGCCCGACCGCAUGGGCCGGACCUACGACUACAAGGAAGGCGCUGACCUUAUGCGGGAGCCUGGAGCCGACUACAAGCGCUGGGCCGGUGUAACUUACCACCCGGAUGAUCUCAAAGGCAAGGGCGAGCCUUCUUACUCCAUCGAAAAGGCGCUCAAGGACCACAAGGCGUACGGCGACACGGGCUCUGAAAUGCAGUCGCACCGUCGCAACGUGAGCAUGGGCUCCAACGGCAUCCCUGGUCACCUCCCCUCUGAGUCCCUCGACGCCGGCACUUCUAGCGGAAUCGGCCGCAGCAACACCACGGGGAAGAGCGUGGGCUCCGCUCUCAAGAAGCGCUUCGGCAGCAUGCGCCGCAAGAAGGUCGAGGCUUAGGAACUUCGCACCCCGCGCACGUCGCGCUUCAGAAGUAAGAGCAUUGCAUAUUUCCCGCACACAGACACGAGUCGCAAGGUUUACUGGAUUUGAGGUCCUGGGCAUGGGCGCACUGACGCCGAGUGUACGAAUAUAGGGAGCGGUCAACGACCACCGGGGCGGGUUUUUCCUUUGUUGAUGGAAUGGCAUUGUAGGAUAUUAAUGAACGCGGAUGAGUGGCAUAGAUUGGCAUAGACAUGGGCCGCUCAAGGAGC